Molecule: messenger RNA, 4810 nt
Organism: Syngnathoides biaculeatus (alligator pipefish)
Lineage: Eukaryota; Metazoa; Chordata; Actinopteri; Syngnathiformes; Syngnathidae
Gene: npat
Product: nuclear protein, ataxia-telangiectasia locus
Exons: 17
Coding region: 171-4166 (1331 amino acids)
Cellular component (GO): nucleus
Molecular function (GO): protein binding; transcription coregulator activity
Source: RefSeq, a predicted model, not a curated record
GGUUGACUUCCAGGUUGUGAGUGCGAGAGUUCCCCGCCUUUUGAGGACUGAACCUUCACAAUAACACUACACUUGAAGUGUUUAUUUGACGUUUUAACGCGUCUUUUUCAGUGGACAUGUAGCUUAAGUAUAGGGGGCUUUUCAAUCUUUAAGCCAACCAACUGGCAGUCAUGCUGCUGCCGUCCGACGUCGCUCGUCUAGUUCUGGGCUAUCUCCAGGAAGAAGGUCUGUCCGCCACAACCAAAGCAUUCAUUCAGGAGAGCCCGAACCUGAAAGAAUAUGCAGAACACACCAUGGGAGACGGAGCCCUCCCUGCCUGCGUUUUUUCUGUCUUCGGGAAGGGACUAACUACCAUCCUAAAUGAGUAUAUCGCUGCCAAAACUAAAGAGACUUGCCAUGAAGUGCCUGCCGUGAUGACAUCAUUGUGGAAAAAGCUGGAUUUUACACUCAAACAAAUCAAGUCCUUCCAGAGUACUCCAGCUGUUUCAGCAAGUCAGAGGGCACGUUCACGUGUUGGACUGGCAAACUUGGCAGGACAACGGCUUUUGACUGGGACUUCAGCGAGCAGUCUCGUGUGCUCCUCCGAAACGACCCUCAUCGGCAGCCCUGCGCUCAGCUCGCAGAGUAUGCUCGGUCACUCCACCCCCGUGACCUACAGUGCCCCACAAAUCAGGGCACCUCCGGGCAACGCGACAGCUCAACAGUUCCACGAUUCCCCUAUACAGGUAAUAGUUGCAGAACAGCGACCAAAUCCGGGGCCAAUGUCACCAGGGCGACGGAAAUGGGACACUCCAAGGAAAAGGAGUGGUGGUCUGGGAGUCUCCAAUGGUCCUGGCAAGUCCAGCAUGCCUGCCAGUAAUGUCACUGCUGAACCGCAACCUGAGGAAGCAGUUGAAGAGAAUUUUCCUCAAUUAGUGAUACAAAAUGCUCGUGACAAAAUAUUGGGAGACAGAUUGUUACAGGAAAAGCUUGCUGAAAACAUCAACAAAAUUCUUGCAAACGAACCAACUCCCCAAACACCAAAGCCCCCAUCAAGUUCAAUAGAAGACGACCAGUCAAUUGACGAGAUUCUCGGACUACAGGGAGAAAUACAUAUGAGUGACGAUGCAAUCCAUGACAUUUUGGAGCAAACGGAAUCCGACCCUGCCUUUCAUGCCCUGUUUGACCUCUUUGACUAUAAAAAUCGAACUGAUGGAGAACCGGGUGAUAUAGAUAUGGACAAUAUACCAAGGGAGGGUAAUACUGCCGAACCACACCCAUCUACAGUCGGGCAGCUUCAGAGUAACAAUGAUCCAGGUAUCACACUGCAAGACACAUUAGAGUUAACUGCAACCCCGGUGAAGAACAAAGUUGGACAAGAACGCAAGACGAGAAAAUCAAACUCACUGUUAAAGAAGACUGUACUCGGGUCAAGUAGCAAGUCAUCCCAGAUGGAAAACAGCUCCGCUAAGUUACUGAUUACACUUGAGGAGCCUGCUGAUGAAAAUGAAAAGGAAAAAAACUUCAAUAAUCGUGUUGAUGCAUCACCAAUGGAUAUUGACAAAACGGUUGACACUUCAGCUAUUUUAGAGAACACGGUGAUUCUCGGGAAUCUGGAAUGUGUCACUAAGGGCAAUUUACCCACCGCAAUGUCCCUCAUUGACUCAGCGGCUGUCCUUUUAACAAGAGACGCUGCUCCAGCGGAACCUGUCAGUGUGGACAAUAAAAAGGAAAGCAAACAAGAACAAGGAUCUUCAGAUCUAUCUGCUCUAUCUUUGCUGUCGUCGCAGAGUAAUCAGUCUUUCCCUUUGUCUACUACACAAGUUAAUUUGAGUGGAAACCCCUCUCUUUCUUCGGUUGCAGUCAGCGCUGGAACGACUCUGUCUCAGAUGAAUCUCACCUCAACACUUCAGUCUUUCCCUACCUCAUUUUGUUCUGCUGGUUCCACUGUGGCUAACACCACUGCAACAAAUACAGUAACAGCUUGUUCCCGUCUGUCCUCCAUCAGAACAUUUCAUAAAGGUUUGCUUGAUUCGUCCACAUUUAGUUCCGCUUCAUCCUCCAACUCUGGAAUGAUAGGAAGCGCUGUUGAGUCAGGUUCCUUGACCAGGAUUGAUAGCAACCCAAAUAAAGCUGCGACGGAUUCAAAUAACAUCGUUUCUUUGAAAAUCAUCAUCAGUGAUAACGCAGAUGAGAAUUCCUCGAGUGACAAAGCUUUGAGUCAGGCAAUUUCUAGUAUUUCUUCAGAAAAGCUACCCACAAUCUACCUUUCCUCCCCUACUAAGUCCCCCAGAGGAUCCGGAACACCAAAAGGGACUAACUUGGAUGAAACUGCGCUGGCAGUCUGUGGGUUACAGAGCUCAGAGGCAUUAGCUAAUUCACCAAGUAGAGCUGGAGCGGUCGUUCCAGCUCACCCGUUACCUGAAACGACACAAUCGCAGCAAAGCUACAUUAUUCAGCUACCCUUGGAGACUGCAAACACUCCGUUCCAAGGAGCGAGUACUAGCUAUUUCUUCAUGACAGAACCCCUAACAUCAGAUACCUCAGGAAGACAGGUCCAAGUGCCUACUGGUUCCUCAAAAGCGCCACUUUUGCCCAAAAACAACCAUUAUGGUGUGACGACAGUCCCACCUGUACAAAGCUUUGUCACUGGGUCAACACUCAUUUUACCAUCACCUGUUAAGCCCAUGCUGAACAUGCUUCCUGUGUCUCUUAUGGGACAGAAUGCAACCAGAAAUGUACAGAUGGUGGCAAAUCAGGUCGUUGGAAUCCCAAACCUGGUGCCAAUACAGCAGACGUUAACUGUUGAUCCAAAACUUUCCACAGUUGCAGUCAAACCGUCCACAAUUGGUGGAAUUAUUCAUAAUGAGGCAACAGAGGACAUGCAAAAAACAGUUCAGCAGCAUGAACCAAAGGAUUCCAGUUCCAGCCAUAAGAGAAUGUUAUGUUUUGAUUCAGCUACCAAAGUUCAACCACCCACUUCUAAACCAGCAGCAAUUCCCACCUCUUCAGCUGUGAAUACAUCAACUUCACAACUUGUCACACAGACUAAGAAAGGUCGUUCACACACGGCCCCUUUUGCAAGGACCGCUACGAGGCCUGCUAUCCUAGGUGGCAAUAAGCCUAAACGGAAGGUCGAGACAGUGAAGUGCUCAGUGGAUCCUAAAGCUGGUGGGGCUCAAAAACCUCAAACUGGGAGUGGGAGCAGGAUCCAUGUGUCUCAGCCUGGGUCUGUACAAAGCUCAGAGCCAGAAACUAAAUUUGAACCUACAGCAGGGAGAAACAUUCACAAUAAGGAUGUGAUAAGUGACAACGCUAAAGUGAAGGAUUGUGGAAGCUUAAAGUCGGUAUCGUCCGACAUUGUGCUAAAAUCGGUGAGCAGUAAAGAUAAAGGCGAGAGCAGUAGGAACGAGCCUUUGGAAGAAGAGGCAGAGGAAAACAUGCAUACUCAGGGAAACCCAAAUGUGAUCGCGGACAAAGAAAACAAAGUUACCGUUUGCUCACAACACCAGCAGCAGUCCUCUCACACACCUUUUUCCUCAGCACUAGAAAACUUAGCCCCACCAACUGUCACGCAUACACCAAGUUCCCAAUCCAAAAUUGCCUCAAAGACCAACUCUGUGGCCAUAGAAGCAACUGAGAUGCUGCCGAACAUUCAGGGGCUCAAGUCUCCUCCCAGACCUGCUAAAAGAUUAGGAUUAAAGAGCCCAGACUUUACUGGUCCUCGAACCGCAGGGUCUGGUGGUAACCAAGAAGAGUCAAUGAAUAGUCCAAGGACUCCUCUGCAACAGAAGAGGAGUAAAGAUGCCGAAGUAACACCGAAGAAUCUUCUUCCCCACAACACCCCAGAAAUCCCCACCUGCAGCCCCGCCAGUGAAACCGGGAGCGAGAACAGCAUCAACAUGGCCGCUCACACGCUGAUGAUCCUGUCGCGCGCCGCCAUCGCCAGGACCGGCACUCCACUCAAAAACAGCUUGCGUCAGGAAGUGGGCGAAAAGUCUCCCAUAAGCUUGAAGAACUCAAAGAAGCGCAAGCAGUCCCCACCCACUGCCAGCCCUGCUCCGAAGAAGCCUUUGAAACAAUCUCCCACUAAAAAGAAAAAACAGCAAAAGAAAACAAUCAUAAAUUGUUUUCCCCAAGACAUGGAUGUGGAUAAGUUCCUUUCUUCCCUUCACUACGAUGAAUGAAAGUGGACAAACCAACAGGAAAGGGCUGCUAUAUUAUGAGCUACUUGAAUUCCAUCCGGAAGGAGAAAAGGCAUCUGCUGAACCAGUACCCGCAGUUCUUUGUAGACGGAAAUCAAUAUUUGGCCUGUUUUUUUUUUUCUGGUUAUACUGCUGUUUUGCAGCAAUAGUUGGAUUUGUUUGAAUUUGUGCUUAAAAAGUGCAUUUUAUCAAGGUUGGUUCAACAUUUCUUUGGUCAAUAUUUGACUCUGGUUUGAGUAAACCAACUAACAGUUAAACAUGUUGACUUGUAAAAAAUUUACAUUUUGUAACAUGCUUCUGCCGAUGUGUGAUAUUUUGUAAUAUAACUUGAGUUGUUUUAUGUUUAAAAAAAAUGUGAUCUAAAGAAAUGUGAAAUGAAAAUAAAAUAUUUUAAAAAGAAAUAUGAACGUAAAAGCACAGUAUUUCUUAAGCAUAGAACACUAACUGGUUCUUUUUCUGUUGCGCAAUAAAAAAGGCAUUCCUCUCUGAAUACUUUGCAACUUUAUUUAAUAUCUCAAUUCCGUGUGGGCCUGUUGAACGGCAGUCGUGAAAUUAGAAAAGGAUGAAACAAAGGAAUAUUUCAGAUCAAAGAUCAAGGAGAGCGUUUAAGCAUCAAUGUCGACUGU